This is a messenger RNA of Eruca vesicaria subsp. sativa (arugula), 841 nucleotides long. Lineage: Eukaryota; Viridiplantae; Streptophyta; Magnoliopsida; Brassicales; Brassicaceae. The record is from the annotation of a GenBank genome assembly.
UAUAGAUCGAAUGAGAAUGCUAAGUUUUACAACAACAACAAAAAUCUUAUCCAAAAAAUCAUAAAAACCAAUGGUAACCUCACAUAUCCUGACCAUGACUCUCAUCAAAAUACAAUGCUUAUCACGCCGGCGAGUCCAUGCUGCAGCACAGCCCGAUUAUUCCAUUCCCGGCGCAUUUCCCGGCAGAUUUUUCUAAAGACCGAAGCACCAUCACGCACAAAAUGUAAAGCCAGUUCAACCGUUCCUGCGGCGGCGGCGAGAGCUUCCAAGCCUUUACGGUGCGGUGCUAGGAGAAGGGUGAGAGACGACGGAGAAGAUGAAGAUGACUCUUACGGAUACAACGAGGAGAUAGCUAUGCUGGAGACUUAUAGUCAAUCGUGUAGAGACGAAGCCCUUAUCGUGACGGCCAUUGUUGACGGUGAAGAGGUCGAAGUUCUGAUAUUUAAAGGAUUUUCGUCGUGUCUGAGCGGAGAGACGGCGGUGGACCCGGCGAGGAGUGUGCUGCCGGAGAGAGCAGUGAUUACAAAGAUAGAUAGAGUGAGAGGUCCUUUUGAUCCUUCACAGAUUCAUUACAUUCAGACAGGACUCUCUUUUCAAGCCUUUAAGGAGACUAUGAUCACGUUCAAGUAAAAAUAUUCCAUAUAUAGAGUACGAUAUAUCUAGAGAAUUUGUUAUUGUCAAUGAAAUGUUGUGUUUGGAUUAAUAAAGAGAAGAAUGCUAAUGAGACAAGCUUUCAGGACUUGCAAAAAUUAUGUAAGUUCUGCGUUGAUCUGACAAGUAGUAUAACCAGUUGUGAGAAACCAAACUUGUUCCUAUGAUUAUGUUUAAGUUUAAGUUUAAG